CAGCCGCCCGCGGAGAAACAUCAGGCGGUGUUAAAAAGCUUUGCGCAGGCGCGGUGAGCCCCUGCAGAUUUUUCGUUAAGCGUGGAGAGAGAACGAAAAGACAGUUGGUGUGUUGUCGCGCGCGCGGCGCAUGCGCGCCUCCCCCACUCUCUCAGUGCCCGCCUCCCUUUGGACGGUGCCCGCUCUAUGGGGCACGCGCCUCGGUGUUUACCUCAGCAACAGCCGCCGCGGGGGAAGAAGACAGGAGAUAGGAGAGACGAGGAGGAGGACAACGACCACGAAGAAAGCGAGGGUGGAGCGAAGGGAAGAUGCCGGGGAAGCUGAAGGUCAAGAUUGUGGCGGGACGGCACCUGCCCGUCAUGGACCGAGCCAGUGACCUGACUGACGCCUUCGUGGAGGUGAAGUUUGGAAAUACCACAUUUAAGACAGAUGUGUAUCCAAAAUCUCUCAAUCCUCAAUGGAAUUCUGAAUGGUUUAAGUUUGAGGUGGAUGAUGAAGAUCUACAAGAUGAGCCUCUACAGAUAACUGUCCUUGAUCACGAUACUUACAGUGCUAAUGAUGCCAUUGGAAAAGUUUACAUUGAUAUUGAUCCUCUCCUCUACAGUGAAGCAGCUACAGUUAUCUCUGGCUGGUUUCCAAUUUAUGAUACGAUACAUGGUAUACGUGGAGAGAUCAAUGUGGUGGUGAAAGUAGACCUCUUCAAUGAUUUAAAUCGUUUUAGACAGUCAUCGUGUGGAGUAAAGUUUUUUUGCACUACAUCUAUUCCAAAAUGUUAUAAAGCUGUAAUUAUUCAUGGGUUUGUAGAAGAACUGGUGGUUAAUGAAGAUCCAGAAUAUCAAUGGAUUGACCGAAUCCGCACACCAAGGGCAUCAAAUGAGGCCAGGCAGAGGCUUAUUUCAUUAAUGUCAGGAGAACUGCAAAGGAAGAUUGGCUUAAAAGUACUUGAAAUGAGAGGGAACGCAGUUGUUGGCUAUUUGCAGUGUUUUGAUCUGGAGGGAGAAUCUGGACUAGUAGUACGAGCCAUAGGAACAGCCUGUACCUUGGAUAAAUUAAGUAACACAUCAGCAUUCUUACCUGCAUGUAAUUCCCCAUCCAAAGAAAUGAAGGAGAUUCCUUUCAAUGAAGAUCCCAAUCCCAAUCCUCAUUCAUCAGGACCCUCCACCCCUCUGAAAAACCAAAUCUAUUCCUUUUCACCUUCCAAGUCCUACAGUCGACAGUCCUCUUCUUCUGACACAGAUUUGAGUUUGACACCCAAAACUGCACUUUCCCCACAGAGACCUAGGAUUUUCCUGUUUCCCAGCUCCCCUACACUCUGUUGUGAUUCCCCAAAGCUUAAACAGUCCUGUCACAUUCUCUCUGGGUCUAGCUCUAACCCUCUUCACUCUAGUCAUGCCAACACAGUUCUGAGGAAAAGUGUUUCUUUCACGGAAGAGCUGCUUCUGGCUGCUUCUGGAAUGGGCAGUGGGAGUGCUGGAAAAGAAGGGGGCCCCUUAAAAGCUCUGUUAAGACAGCAAACUCAGUCGGCUCUGGAGCAAAGGGAAUUUCCUUUUUUUACUUUGACGGCCUUUCCUUCAGGCUUCCUUCUCCACGUUGGUGGUGUUGUCAGUGCCCGCUCAGUGAAGCUCUUGGAUCGCAUUCAUAAUCCUGCCUUUGUCGGAAUUAUGGGUAACACAAGAUCAUACAAACUGCUAGACUGGAAUAGUUUCAAUUCAGAUGACCCAGAGACACGAGAUGCAUGGUGGGCAGAAAUCCGACAAGAAAUAAAAUCCCAUGCAAAGGCAUUGGGAUGUCAUGCUGUAGUGGGCUAUAGCGAAUCAACUAGCAUUUGUGAAGAGGUCUGUAUUUUGUCUGCAUCCGGCACGGCAACUGUACUGAACCCUAGGUUUCUCCAAGAUGGCACCACGGAAGUCUGUUUGGAACAAAGGUUGUCAUGGCAGCCUGGCUACUUUUCCAUAGGGUCAGAGAAGGGAGAGGUUGAUUUUUUUCCUCAAAACCAGGAUAGUUCUUCUCUAUUAGGGUUAGAGGAAACAUCACCUGUAGGUUGUGGCUUUUGCCACAUACCAUACGAUGAGCUCAACAUGCCAUUCCCUGCUCACCUCACUCACUGCUGCAACUGCAGGAAGCAAAAAGUCCCUGAUGUUCUUUUCACGACAAUAGAUUUGCCUGUGGAUGCUCUGGUGGUUGGGAAAGGAUGUCUAAUUCAAGCCAGGUUGUGUCGGCUCAAAAAGAAAGCACAAGCUGAAGCAAAUGCAACUUCCAUCAGUAAUCUGUUGCCAUUUAUGGAAUAUGAAGUACACACUCAGCUAAUGAAUAAGCUAAAGCUGAAGGGAAUGAAUGCACUUUUUGGGCUGAGGAUUCAGAUUACAGUGGGAGAAACAAUGCUAAUGGGUUUGGCAUCUGCCACUGGUGUAUAUCUGACUGCUUUACCAACUCCGGGUGGUAUUCAAAUUGCUGGGAAGACACCAAAUGAUGCCACUUAUGAACAACAUAUAUCGCACAUGCAGAAGAAGAUAAAUGAUACAAUGGCCAAAAAUAAGGAGCUUUAUGAGAUUAACCCUCCUGAGGCAUCUGAAGAAAUUAUAGGUUCACCCAUUCCUGAACCAAGGCGAACUAGGCUGCUAAGAUCUCAGUCUGAAAGUUCUGAUGAAAUCACAGAAUUGGACCUCUCACAUGGAAAGAAAGAUGCUUUCGUUUUGGAGAUUGAUGAUACGGAUGCAAUGGAAGAUGUUCACUCUUUAUUGACAGAUGUCCCUCCACCUUCAGGCUUUUAUAGCUGCAACACAGAAAUUAUGCCUGGUAUAAACAACUGGACUUCUGAUAUACAGAUGUUCACAUCAGUGAGAGUCUCCAGGCUUAAUAAUGUUACCCUAACAAACCAAACACUCAACAAGACCUUUAAUGAUCUCUGUGAGAAUCUGCUCAAGAGCCUGUAUUUUAAACUUCGGUCUAUGAUUCCUUGCUGUCUGUGCCAUGUAAAUUUUACAGUUGCUCUUCCAGAGGACGAACUAAUUCAGGUCACUGUUACAGCAGUUGCAAUAACAUUUGACAAACAUCAAGCUUUGCAAGCAGCUAAAACUCCUGCAGAAAAAACAUUACAAAGAGCUUCUGCAGACAAUGAAGAACAACUACAGUUUCCACUGGAGCUUUCUUCUGAUCCUCAUGCUCCUCAACAAUUUUCACCUACUAAAGAGGACCUGGAGAAUGCAAGUUCCCACACAGGUAUACCAGCUGCCCAAAGAGCAACAUCAGUUGAUUACAGUUCCUUUGCAGACAGAUGCAACAGCUGGAUAGAAUUCAUUAAACUGAAAGCUCAGACCAUAAGGCGUGGAUCAAUUAAGACAACCAUAUCGCUUGACAAGCCAAGUCCACUGACAGAAGGACAGUCCCGUCGUUCUGGUCCAUCCAGCAUUAAUUCCACUGUGCCAGUUGUUAAGAUGACACCUCUUUCUUUCAUCCCUGGGGCAAAAAUAACCAAAUACCUUGGAAUAAUUAACAUGUUUUUUAUACGAGAAACUACUUCUUUGCGUGAGGAGGGUGGCGUGAGUGGCUUCCUGCAUGCUUUCGUCGCUGAAGUGUUUGCAAUGGUCAGGGCUCAUGUGGCAGCUCUUGGAGGAAAUGCUGUUGUCUCGUACAUCAUGAAACAGUGUGUGUUCAUGGAGAAUCCAAACAAAAAUCAGGCACAGUGCCUAAUAAAUGUCAGUGGAGAUGCAGUCAUCUUCAUACGUGAAUCGGAACUGGAAGGGGCGCCAAACCAGCUUCCUACUGCUGGCUAUCAACUUACAAACACAAAAGAUGCCACAAGUUACAACAUGAAGAAAUGAAAUGGUUUUAAUCAUACUGUGAGAUCUCUUCAAAGUGUCAGAUGGAAUGGCUUUGUUUUCAAUCAGCACUGCUCCAUAUCUUAAGGACAGCUCUAUUUUCAGGCAAUCAGUAAAUAUCAUCCAUCAAAUUUUGUAAGAGCCAGGGUACCAUCUAAUAAGUCCCUGUACACAUGAAAGAACACCUGUCUAAAAGAAGAACCAGAAACAGCAGUCAUAAGGAUAUUGCCCUGUGUUUUAUACGGCUAGGACAAAUAUCUAACUUGGAAACUUUGAGAAACAGAUAUUACUAAUUCUCAGAUUAAGGAGGGAGGUGAUUUAUAUUACAACUGGAAUAUAACUGAGAAAUUUAAAUCUCUCCAUCUUUUUGACAAAAGGAAGAACUGGUUUCAACAACACUGCCAAAUACGCAAUUUGCAAAAUAAAAAUAGCUUUUGAAACUAGUGAGAAUAAUAGGCAUCACAAACUGGACAGUCUGGAUGUAGCUGCAUGUUAAAAUAUGUUUUUUCAUGUUUGUGAACUAUUGGAUACUUUUCUAUUGUACAUUUUUUUAUUUUAAAUUGCUAAAUAGGAUUAUGGUAAAAUAACUGGUUCAGGUAACUAUUGACAUUUAAUGUUUUUGAAACAAUAGUGAUAGAAGAAAAUCUGCUAUGUAAAGUCCAUGAAAUCCCAGCAGCGUAUGAAGAUGAAAUUAGGGCUUAGUAUUUUGCAGGUUGCAAAUACGAGGAAAUUGGAGAAACAGCAGUAUUCUAGAGAGGCCACCACUCAAGAUGACUUUAAAUAUGGAACUACAAAAGAUGAGGAUUGCUGUAGUAAAUAGAAGCAAGUCAAUUUCUGACACACCUGGAAGGAUUUGAUAGCAGAUUAGAAAAAAAGUCCACAGAUCUGAGAAACUGCUAAUAAUAGAUGCAAUCCUAGACACUUGCAUGCAUGGGUAGAGAAGAUGUAUGCAUGCUAAAGCAUGAAAGAUGUUUUGAAAGUUUAUCUGGCAGUGAUCACUUGGCAGAACAGGCAUACCACCUUUCUUUUCCAUUUAAAACUGGCUUGUCUCUUCAGCGAGUGAGCAGCUGCAGGAAGAACUUUUUUUAAAAAACUGUGGAUGCACAUUUUCCCUCACUCAUGCUCACGGCCAUACAGGAACACAGUCCAAGUGUUUUGAUGGCCUUCAGUAUGGAACUUGAAGAAGUUAUGUAAACUUGAAUGUAAAUAGAUGACAUUUUGCUAGAUCUAGGUACAGAAAUUAUAUAUUAUUUGUCCAAUUCAGAGAUUCCAUUGUAAAUGAGAAUGAUGAAAAUCACAUUCCUAUUGCAUAAU
This is a messenger RNA of Rhineura floridana, 5132 nucleotides long. It is a transcript of the gene C2CD5, whose product is annotated as C2 calcium dependent domain containing 5. The transcript is spliced from 28 exons. Lineage: Eukaryota; Metazoa; Chordata; Lepidosauria; Squamata; Rhineuridae. Gene Ontology annotation, biological process: intracellular protein transmembrane transport; positive regulation of D-glucose transmembrane transport; positive regulation of protein targeting to membrane. Gene Ontology annotation, cellular component: plasma membrane. The record is from RefSeq and is a predicted model, not a curated record. Gene Ontology annotation, molecular function: calcium ion binding; calcium-dependent phospholipid binding. The coding region runs from base 309 to 3821 and encodes 1170 amino acids.